AUGCCUGAAGACAGUAAAAGUGGUGGAGAACAGUGGAUUCAGAAAAGAAAGGUCAACAUUCGCAGCCAGGUUGGAGGCAUGUUUGUUGAUCUGAAGGGCGGAGGUGGAGGCUACCCUCCUGUUAUCUCAUUUGACGAUAAGACCUGGGAGACCAAUCCGAACCAGCAUUGGAUUAUAUUCUCUACCGAUUUGCCGGGCGAUACUCGUGUUAUGAUCAAGAGUCCAGUGACCGGCGGCUUCCUGUCUGCCUAUGGCCAUAAGCGACACGUUGAUUGCGAAACGAACGACAUUUGGGACGAGAAGUUUCGCUGGUAUAUGGAAGGAGGGGAUAUCAAUAACAUGACUGAAGAUCAAGUUGUCAGAAAUUUCGGCUCUGGUUCCGAUAAAGGUUUUAUUUACAUAGUAUAUCAGAGGACUGACUUGUUCCCUGAGUAG
Molecule: messenger RNA, 435 nt
Organism: Fusarium tjaetaba
Lineage: Eukaryota; Fungi; Ascomycota; Sordariomycetes; Hypocreales; Nectriaceae
Product: hard-surface inducible
Exons: 4
Coding region: 1-435 (144 amino acids)
Source: RefSeq, a predicted model, not a curated record